AUGUCAUCUCUCAAUACCCUUUUCCCGGGACAGCCUCCAGCGUUUGAACCACAUGUGACUAUAACAUCAAAUGUGGCUAUCAACCUCAAUGAGCCAGACAAGACCAGAGAUGAUGUUGACAAAGUCUUGGGAGCAUGUGUGGCUGCUUUGAGAGCUCUGCCGAAGAAUGGUGAGAAUUUAAUUACUUUGGGCAAAGUCGAUUCACAACGCAAGUAUUUCAAAAAGUUGUAUUUUGAGGCCUAUCGCGACCCCUCCCUAGUACUGUUUGCACAGAUUAUUCGUGAGCUUUUUGUUAUUAUUCCACAGGAAAUGGAAAAGGAAGAACAAAAGCGCAAUCCACAACUUUUUACGACAACUCCAGAUGGCGCCAUCACCCGCAAGAAAUCAAAGCUGAAACAUACAGUCAAGGAAAAUCCCAUUGAUGAUUCGGAGAUACGUCAGAAAGCUCCCAAAAUGGCCGCCGAAUGGGCAGCGACAGAAUUCCACCCUCAUCUCAGUUUGGUCUAUUCGGAAUUCCACCCUAUCAGUAAUGCUAUGUGGCGCACCAUCCGAACAAGAAUUCAAGACUAUUUGGACGUCGAGGAUGUUGACAAUUCAGGUCUUUCAUGGGAUGGAGGGGUGCUCAAAUUGAUUUUAUGUGAAGGUGACGUGGCCGAUUGGGUGGUGUUGGGCAGUGUGGACAUACAUUAG
Molecule: messenger RNA, 690 nt
Organism: Diutina rugosa
Lineage: Eukaryota; Fungi; Ascomycota; Pichiomycetes; Serinales; Debaryomycetaceae
Product: 2',3'-cyclic-nucleotide 3'-phosphodiesterase
Exons: 1
Coding region: 1-690 (229 amino acids)
Biological process (GO): cyclic nucleotide metabolic process
Molecular function (GO): 2',3'-cyclic-nucleotide 3'-phosphodiesterase activity
Source: RefSeq, a predicted model, not a curated record